Messenger RNA from Peronospora belbahrii, 621 nucleotides. The record is from the annotation of a GenBank genome assembly. NCBI's taxonomy places the organism in Eukaryota, Oomycota, Peronosporomycetes, Peronosporales, Peronosporaceae.
AUGGCAUCAGCACAAGUUUUGGAGAAUCUCAUUACACUCAAGGGAUCGACUGAGAUCGUGACAGAAUUCUUUUCGUACAGUAUCAACACUAUUUUGUACCAACGUGGUAUCUACCCUGCAGAAAGCUUCAAACAGGUUCAGAAAUAUGGAUUGAACAUGCUAGUGACGGAUGAUGAUAAGCUCAACGACUUUUUCACUAAAUUCCUCCACCAGCUGUCGAAUUGGCUGCUACGUGGUGAGGUACAGAAAUUGGUGCUGGUCAUUACUGGGAUUGAGACGCAGGAAGUACUGGAGCGGUGGGCGUUCGAAGUUCAUUCGGAGAACGGCAAAGGCGAUAGUAGCACAACUGCUUCUAAAUCCAAGAAGGAGAUUAUGGCUGAGAUCCAGGCAAUCAUUCGGCAGAUUACAGCAAGCGUGUCGUUUUUGCCUCUUUUGGAAGAGCAAUGCGCAUUCGACCUGUUAGUAUACACCGACAAAAACUCUGAGGUGCCUGCACUGUGGGAAGAAUCAGACCCCCGCUACAUUAAUGACUCUGCAGAAGUGCGCUUGCGUUCGUUCUCCACAAAGGUUCAUAAAGUCGACGCGAUGGUAGCAUACAAAAACCCUGAAGCUGACAUUUAA